ACAUAAAACAUCCAGAGUGGGAGUAAAAACCGACGACAUCCGAAGUCCAAUCUCUUGUUGGGAUGACAAAAUGACAAUAGGAAAUACGUGCUAACUAAUGGUAGUGGGAGGACGACUUUUUCGCCGGGACUACUAUACAUAUUUAAAGGUUAUACUUAUAAAUUCAAGUCCAAAACGUGGGUUUGUUUAUAUUACAACUGACAUAUAAAAUAAAAUAUAUAGUUAAAUAAAAUGUCUUUAUUUGAAGUCAGGCGUUAUGAUGAAGAAAAUGAACAAGAAACAAAAUCAUAUGACCAUUUAUCAGAAUUAUUUAAAUUAAUCGAAGAGAGAAAGCAGCAACGUCUCAAUAUUAUUAAUAAAAAUAAUAAUAAUGAAAAUAAUGAUAAUAAAAAAAAGUUACAAAAGAAACGUAAAAGAAAAUUAGAUAUUGAAAUUGUUAAGGAAAGUAAUGAAAUUGAAAAUAAUAAUGUCAAUGACAAUGAUAAUAAUAAUGAUAAUGUUAAUGAUAAUGAAAAUACUGUUGAUGAAAGUAAACAUAAGCAAGAUUUCAUGAUUCUUGGAGCAAAUGCCAGUAAAAAAAAAUCUAAAGUGACACGUGUGUUGCCUAAAUGGCUGACACAUCCAGAAAUUAUAUCAGCUGACUUAAAUAAUGGUCCUGAGUUGGAUGAUAAUAUAAAAGAGUCAUUGAAUUUGGAUGAUCAGAUGAUGAAAACGUUACAGGACAAUGGAAUUAAAAAAUUAUUUCCUGUACAGUUGAAUGUGAUUAAAUGGAUGCUUAAAUGCAAUGAAUAUCGGCGGAUGGGCUGGUGGCCACGUGAUACAUGUGUGUCAGCACCUACUGGAAGUGGUAAAACUUUAGCAUACGUCUUACCAAUAAUUCAACAACUAAAGAACAAUUUAAUAACUAAAGUACGCUGUCUAAUUGUCUUGCCAGUCCAAGAAUUAGCAGCCCAAGUUUACAAAGUAAUGAUCACUUACUGCAAGAAUACAAAUCUUAGAGUCGCUUUGAUUACCGGCGCAUCAUCUAUGGAAAUUGAGCAAACGAACCUCAUCAAAAAAACACAAAAUGGUGAUUUGAUAAGUCGUGUAGACAUCGUGAUAUCAACACCAGGACGUUUGAUAGAUCAUAUUGAAAAAACAAAAGGAUUUACAUUAAAUUAUCUUGAAUAUUUAGUUAUUGAUGAAGCUGAUCGUUCAACAGAUUGGUUAAAAUAUAUUCCACAUCCCCAUUAUAAUAUUCCUUCGUUAACUAUAAAGAAUAUACAGUCAUGUUCGAUACCACCAGCGCAAAAAUUAUUAUUCAGUGCAACUUUAUCCCAAGAUCCGGAAAAAUUGAGCCGAUUAAAUUUAUUUCAACCGAUAUUAUUUACUUCCGUUGUCUUGAAGAAUCAUGACAAUGAUGAAGACAUUGAUCUAGAUAACGAAUGUGGUGAAUUUUUGGGUAAAUAUACAAGUCCCACAGAGUUGACUGAACGCUCUUUUGAAUGUUCGUCUGAAUACAAACCGAUUGCCGCCUGGAAAUUGAUAACCGACGAUGAAAAGAGCAAGAAGACCCUGAUUUUUACGAACUCUGGCAAUUCUGCCCAUCGUCUUGCGCUUUUAUUGGGUUUUAUGUUGGCUGAUAAAAAUAUUUGCGUUGACGAAUUGUCUUCGCAGAUGACGCCUAAGCAGCGGGGAGAAGUUCUAGAUAAAUUUAGUAAAGCGGACUCAGGAGUACUUGUAAGUUCUGAUGCAUUAGCACGUGGUGUUGACAUACCAAAUGUUACAGUAAUUUCUUACGAUUUACCAAAGAAUAUAAAAGGUUACAUCCAUCGAUCCGGACGAACUGGACGUGCUGGUAAAUUAGGAACAGCUAUAUCUAUAUUAACUUGUAAUCAAAUCCCAGCGUUUAAGCGAAUGCUCGCGUCAGCACACAAAGUUGUUCCGACAAUUGAAAAGUUUGAGUCACUAGAAACUAUUGCCGAAGAUAUAAAUUACAUUGAUCAAUUGAGUAAACUAAAAGAAAUCAUCAGUAAAGAAGAAAUUAAAAAUAAUAAAGUAACUAAGAGUAAUGAUAAAAAAAAUAAAAAAAAAUUUACUAAUGAUAAUACUAAAUCUAAACGACAAAGUAAGGAAUAAAUUUAAGGUUUUUUUUUUUUUAUCAUGUAAGUGAUUAAAAUGUUAAUAAAAAUAAAAAGAUCUGUAAAUUUUAAUAUUUGGACGUAUAUAAGCAAUAACGUAUCAACUGACACUAUUGUUUUUGAGAAAAUUGUGUUUAACGAUUUAAAAUUAUCUUUAAUAAAAUUUAUCUCGCAAAAUAUUUUCCACUUGACGUAAGAAAAACUUCUUUAGUAUAUUUACAAUAACGUACCAACUUGAAUUUUUAUUAUAGUUAAUGAUUGGUCCUGCAAUGUAGUAUUUGAACUCAAGUUACUUUAACACAAAUUUUUUUGUAAACGUUAAACUAAGGUAAAUGCCCCAGUACCCGAAAAAGACCCAAUAUUGGAACGAUUUUAUAAUCAGUAUAUUAUAUUUAAACUCGUACGCGAUGAAAAUAAAUAAAACUUUCUUUAUUUACAACCUUAAUCUUUUAUUUAAAAAAAGAAUAAAAAAUAGAGUUUGAAUAGGUAUGUCCAAAAUAUGAAAAAAAAAAAAAAAAGAAAUGUAAAUUAUAGUAAUAGUCUCGGAUCCAUGACAUUUCCAUGCCUCUUAAUGGUUUUGCUAAAAAGUCAGUAAAAACAGUCAAUGGUCUUAAGCUUAUAGAAAAUGUAUAAAAUAACUUUUCAAUAAUUUUUUUUUUAUAUGAAUUUAGAAUUACAUAAAAUUCAAGAAAUCAUAUUCAACAAUA
Molecule: messenger RNA, 2827 nt
Organism: Microplitis mediator
Lineage: Eukaryota; Metazoa; Arthropoda; Insecta; Hymenoptera; Braconidae
Gene: Dbp73D
Product: probable ATP-dependent RNA helicase Dbp73D
Exons: 6
Coding region: 232-2118 (628 amino acids)
Cellular component (GO): nucleus
Molecular function (GO): ATP binding; nucleic acid binding
Source: RefSeq, a predicted model, not a curated record